AUGUUGCGUUCCGGAAAUAAGCUUCUCCUCGGUGUUACUUGCGUCGAUGCCUCUCGUCUCAUCUCAGGAACCGAUGCCUCAGCAUUGUUGGGAAAGCGCUUGCGUGGUGCCGGGCGAGGGGGAGCUGGCUCGGCGACAAGGUCGUGGAAUCAGCUGUCUUCUCGCCCACGCAGGACACAAGGCAGGGCAAGCGGAGGCCGAAAGGGUCCUGGAGAUUCAGGGAGGAUGGCAACCCUGCAGCGACCCCCCCGCGCCCCUACCCAGCUCACAAGGCACACAGUGAAUGGCUUCCGGUACCAGGUGGCUAUGAUCACCAGGGGCCGCGAGGUAUUUGUGCAGGUGGUUGAGUGGCUGUACCAAGGGGGGCCGUGUGUCAAGAGUUAUUUCCUUAGUUUGGGAAAUGCGAGAACAGACUACAAGCGGAAGUUUAACAGCGAACAGAGAAAUCUGCUAGAGAACGGUGCCCCGUUUAGGCAGUACGACAUCUCCCUGCUCUAUAUCAUUCUCCAACUCAUGUGUGGACUGGCUGGUUCCAAUGACCCUGCCUGGACCUCCCCCCCGGCAGGUCAGCCUCUAGAGCACCUCCUGUAUAAGGCUGACGAAGGAAUUGAAUCCAGGAUCCUUCGACUGGCCGGGAACCGACGCGGGAUCCGACCCCACGUCUUUCGGGACGAGAUCUGGGAAAUCAAACAGGAUUUUCGGGACCUCCUGCGGAAAGUCAGAGAGCCCCUCCAAGCUACUGACCUGAACGAACUGCCGCAACUACAGCAAGAAAUUAGAACAUUUCAGGAUAUACUUCGGCAGAACGUGGAGCAGGAGAGUCGACGAGAGUUGUUUGAUUUCUACCCUCAGCUGUGGGACGUGACUCUCGCUCAGUGGCUGUAUCCUGAUCUGAAAAUCCAACCUAGUCUAAAUUUCACCAACCUUGUAAUCGUGGAAGACACGUCCACUCUGUCACCAUCUCAGGAGCAGAAAUAUCAGCCUUGCAACAUUUCCCACGAGAAUCUGCUGCAGGUUAAGCAGCGAAAUGGUCGCCUGCCUGAAGUGAUCAUAAUAUCAGGCGAAGGAGGAAUAGGGAAGACCACGCUGCUGAAGCACAUGCUGGAGAUGUGGGUGAGAGAUCCUUUGCAAAUUGAGGGACUUCAAGACGUUUCUCCGCUGCUUUACCUACAGCUGCGAGGAUGCACAAUCAGCAGUUGGAGUGACCUGCUGAAGCAUCUCCUUCAUAACACAUUUCAGGGAUCUGGACUUACCACUGAUAUCUUUGCAGGUUUAUUCCAGACAAUGCAAGUUGUUAUCCUGUUAGACGGUUAUGACGAAGUGAGCAAGAAGGCUAAGAAAUUGAUAACCGAUCUUCUGAACAUUCGUGGCAACGUGCGCAUUGUGAUAACCACGAGACCAGGCUGUGCAAAAGAGCUAACUCAAAUCAUGAGGAGCAAGACGAAUGUAAUGAAUGUUGAAAUCAAAGGAAUACGCAGAGAAGACCGACCGUACUUUAUUGAAAACAGUCUGUGUGCGUUUGUACAGUGUCCUAUCCUUAUAACCAACUUGAAAGACAAAAUAGUGACAAUUCUUGAAAACAUGGACUUUGAGAAGGAUGGACUUGAUGUCCCACUCACUCUGAUCCUACUGAUCAUCCGAGAGGUCGUGGCACCAGACCAGAGUUCACAGGACUUGUUCGAAGAUUUGACAAGGCUCAUGAUAGGCAAGGUUGAAGAGAGAUUGAUAGUGAAAGGCAUCGAUGAUGCUGACGAUAAAGUUAAAGAGUAUCAUGAAUUUCAAAAGAAAGUGGCUCUCAGAGGUCUGAAGAGACGAGAACACGACUUACUGAGCGAAACAGUAGAGGAUUUAAAGGAAAAGUGCUCUGCAAUGAACUUACCCUACAAGGAAAUGUUUUCAGGCUUUCUUGUGUCUAAGAAAUCGCGAGAAGGUCUUUUUAUCUUUUCCAUUUGGUCCUUUCCACACAACCGAUUCCAAGAACACUGGGCCGCUGGUUAUGUAGUUACACAGCUAUUAAGGAUGUCUCAUUCUCUGCCAGACUUGACAGGUUUACUGGAUUCACCCUGUCUACCUAAUUUUAGUGAUAAGAAUUACUCAACACAUUUCAAUCGUAUGAAUAACAUAGAAUUAGACUUUUCUGAAAAUCCCAUUCUUGAAAUCUAUUCAGAAGAUGCCAAUGAGGCAAGCCAGCUGGCAUAUUCGUCGACAUCUAAAAACAAGUCAGAUGUAUUAAUGGAAGUCCUCGCUGACCUGACACGCACAUUAUCCUUGUCACAGCAAAACCUUCUGGAUAAAGUCGCCACAGCCAUCAUCAGCCUCGUCUUAUACGGUGACAAUAAUUAUAUAGAGACUGCAAAUAAUUGCCAGAGAUAUUACCAAAUGGUCAUGGCAUCAGGACAGCAUGCAAGUAUAGUGAAGGCAAGUGCUAGGGUAUUGAGCGAAGUUGAAAGCCUUGACGUUAAGGAAACCUCUCUGCACGGUUUGUUACCCAUACUGGACCACCUCAAGACUCGCUGUGUGCGCGUUCAUACACUCCGUGACACGCAGAAACUCCCGUCAAGUAAGGUCCUGUCUGCGAUGAGAGAUUUGGCCAGAAAGGACGUCGAGAUAGAGCUGAAGUGUUUAUUGAAGCAGUCUGCAGAGUUUUCUGAGUUGUGCCUUGAGGCGGCCACAGGUCCAGGAAGUCGUUCCCGACUGACGAAGUUCGAAGGUUUCUUGUCAGAAAAGGGAAUGCAGCUUCUGCCGGAGAGCCUGGAGGAGCUCAUAACCAGGUCUGACGCAGAAGGGGUGCGCGCUCUGCAGGCAAGGCUCCCUUACCUGCCGAAUCUUCAAACUCUAGAUUUCGGUGGGCGCCUGACAGCAGCUGAGAUGCCCCUCCUUCCCACUAUGCUUGAGGAUCUGAGUGUCACGACCGACGGGGAGGGACUGAAGGCGCUGGCGAGGAGGCUCCCGCGUCUGAAAAAGCUGCGGUUUCUCUGUUUCGAGGGCCGCCUGACGGAGGCAGAGAUGCCCUUUCUCCCCAGCGGUGUCAGGAUGGCGUGGGUCGAGACGGACGGGCAAGGCCUAAGGGCUCUGGCGAGGAGGAUUCCGCAGUUGAAUGUCCUCCAUCAUCUAGGUAAUGGUCACUGGCAAGUUAUGUGAAACCGGGUGUGAAGGUAAUCGUGAAAGAGGCUGUGGUCUUCAGAAAGUCUGUAGCUCAGCUGAAAAAAUAUAUGUAUAUAUUGACUAGUUUUCAGCCUCACCCAUCUCCCCAUCACUCACCCAGAGUGAGGCAGUUGGUGAGGUCCUUAGUAGAGUAGAGGGGAAAGAGGACACAGGGUAAGUGCCCUGUGCUGGCCUAUGAUAGUGCUACUACUGCUUGUAUUUACCAGUAAUAGUACUUACUUUGUGUUACAGGAUUUACUAGCUAAUGCAAGUGACUUGUGAGCUUUUCAAUCUCCUUCCCCCCCACCAUACCCAUGACCUAUUCAUCCCCCAUUCUUACCCCGAUCCUUCUAUCCCUCUCGUUCCCUUAUUCGCACCUUUUCCUGUCCCUCGCUUUUUCCCUUCUCUUAACUUCUAUGGCAGUUUCUCGCUCUUCUACUCGUUUUCCUUGCUUGUUUUACCUUUUAUCUCUAUCCCUAUGCUAUCCUGCCUGCAUCCUAUCCCUAUCCUGCCUUGUAUCCUGCCGCAUUUCCCCUCGUACCCCUCUUAUUCGCACCCUCUUCUUGUUCCUUCAUUUUUUCACUUCCUUCUACUUCUACGCUAAUUUCCCCCUUUUUCAUUCCUUUCUCCCGUUUGUCUUACCUUCUACCUUUAAUCCUAUCCUGCCAGCCUCAUUUUUACGUUUCUUUUUAUUUUUGUAUUUUGCCUGCUCUUUUUAGAUGUAUUUUACGUUUUAUACACCUUUUUGUACAUUUUUUAAUAAAGCCUUCAUUAAAAUCCUUUCAUUAUCGAUGCUUCCCAUGAUGUGCGGAUAACGGACCAUCCACAUCUGCUACGAGUGAAUCUUUCUUUUACUUUUUUGAUCUCUUGUAUUUUAAGUUCAAUUUUAUUUUUUGUGGUUUCUUUUUACAUAUUCAUCCUUUCCUUCUCUCUUUUACAGCGAGAGAAAUGACCUUAUUUUAAGAUUAUUAUUAAUGAAUUGCAACAGAUUGAUUUAUGUAUUUUUUAUCAUAAUUAUAAUUUUUAAUGAUU
Messenger RNA from Penaeus indicus, 4176 nucleotides. RefSeq lists its product as uncharacterized. Lineage: Eukaryota; Metazoa; Arthropoda; Malacostraca; Decapoda; Penaeidae. The record is from RefSeq and is a predicted model, not a curated record. The transcript has 6 exons. The coding region runs from base 1 to 3141 and encodes 1046 amino acids.